Monascus purpureus is the source of this 1186-nucleotide messenger RNA. The record is from the annotation of a GenBank genome assembly. Lineage: Eukaryota; Fungi; Ascomycota; Eurotiomycetes; Eurotiales; Aspergillaceae.
AAACGGACUAAAAUCUCACCUUCCUGCAGACCAAGAACCCUAGACAAAGGCGAGGUGUCUGCCUAGCCCGCGCCCCAUGGUAAUUCUACUGGCUCCAAUGGGAACACGGCUUAAACGAAGGGCGGCUCUGAAAUACGAUCGGCCCUAGGAAACCACGGGGAUAACUCAUGAGAUGAGUAUUGAUCAAUACCACCCUCGAAUAAAUGCAUGCGGCUUGGACUUGGCUGCAUAGGUUGACAGCUAGGCGUCUGGCGUGGCGAUGGUUUGGCAUGUAUAAAGGCAGUGAUCCUGUCUUGAUUCUCCUGGAGAUUCAAACUACAUCCUGUUUCCUUGCAAAGCAAACUGAUUCAGCACCAAGCCGCUAGGUACUUCUUCAUUCUUCAUCCAUUGAACCAAUACAAGACAAACCAGACCUUCCAUCCACCAUGAAGCCCAUCACCUACAUCGCCCUAGGCGCAGCCCUAGCCACCUCCGCCCUGGCAGCAGACACAACAACAGAACUUAGCGUGUUCAACGCCGGUGAAACAACCAUCCCCUUAACCGCCAUCGCAGCCAGCAUCGUUAAUGUCCAAAACGACCUCACCACCUUGGCUUUGGACUGCAAAGGCGGCGAACCAACCGCAGAAUGCGAACUCAACGACCCCGUAACCAUCACCGCCGGCCCAUCAACCUUCACUCUGAGUGCCAUAUACGCAACCAAAAUCCAGGGCAUCAAUGUUAAAUACACCCUCGUCCAAGACUGCGACAUCACCGGCUCCACGCAGAAGGCUGUCUGCACGGUUUCCGCUCGCGCUGAGGCUUCCUCGGAUGGCGUGAAGACUGCUACCUCCACCUCCGCUGUGACGACGUGGUCGUCGGAGGAUAUCUAUUAUGAGCCACUUGCUAUUACUGCUGGUGUGGAGAAGUUGAAUCCUACCGGAUCUGUUGGUCAGACUACCACUAGCGCGGCUGGUGGUGCUGCUCCUACUUCGACUGACGAUGCGGCCGCUCGGCAGACUGGGCUUGGUGGGGCGGCUGCUGUGGCUAUUGCGGCUGCUGUUAUGGGUGCCCUUUAAUUAAGCCUUCCAUUUGGUUGUUUGUUGUAUCCUACUCUGUAUAGGUUUGGUUCUUUUAUCGAUGACAUGCAUAUGUUCAUGAAACAUGAUAUCCAGUUAUCAUCCGAUUAAUGACCAUGAUUUGACUGACC